This is a messenger RNA of Chara braunii, 3164 nucleotides long. The record is from the annotation of a GenBank genome assembly. Lineage: Eukaryota; Viridiplantae; Streptophyta; Charophyceae; Charales; Characeae.
GUAAAGUCUUUUUCUUACUUGGUGAUGUGCUGGUUCCUUCCUAGUUGCUCCAUAACUCAUGUAUGUAUGUGCUAUAGUCUCAUUGGUGCAAGUUCAGUCUUCCUUUUACUUGGUGAUGUGCCGGUUCCCUGCUGGUUGCUCCAUAGCUCACGUUGCUCCACAGCUCAUGUAUCGCUUCAUCCCCUCCUCUGUGCCUUCCACUCAGCCUGCUCUUCAUGGCUGCAAGUGCUCGGUGCCCCCCGGGGUCGGUCGCCUCCUUCGCUCCUUCUCAUCCACAGUCACAGAUCUCGCAGUCAUGAAGGCAAACCGUGUGAUGGAAUUGAUAAGUACUGGCAAUGCCACCAUGCUGGCAAUGGCACCAAUGGCACCAUUUCCUUCUUCUCAAGUGCGAGAACACCAAGUAGUCCAUGGACACGCAACAACUAGAUCGUCCUGCUCACCCUCUUCUGUCAAACAAGUGCCUUCUGUCCAGAAAGUGCCUGCAUUCUCCACCUCUGUGGUAGUAGAUUGCAGACACAAUGCUGCAAAAAGAAUCAUUCAUAGACCGCAGCAAGCACGACAAGCAAGACAAGAGGCAUGUGUUCACGGGCCUUGGCGGAUGCAGCAGCAGCAGCAGGGUGUAUGGGGUCAUUCAAGAGCUGUGAGGGGCGCCGUUGCCACCGUGACAGGGUCUCAGAUACCCACACUGAUUGCAAGAGGUAAUGAUGUGCUGGGUGGGGUUAAGCGACGACCCCUCCUGCUGCAUGGGUCAUCCUCACACCUCUCCUCUGUUGCCGUUCUUCUGUGUGGGUUACUUUUCACGGCUGCAAAGUCAGCUCUCCCAGUUGCUGUGUCUGAUCCCCCCUGCCGACAUGGAUAUGGCAGACCACUGACAACGACACAGCGAGAGCCUAGUACUAAUAAGAUAGCCUCUGCUGCUGCCGAUCCUCUUCCUGCGCUCGCGAAGGAUUCAAAGAAAGCCUGUGCUGCAGAUCUGCUUAAGUUGCUCACGAAUGACCCAGCGCUAAACCCAAAACGGGCGAUGGAUUUAAGGAAGUGCAUAUGGCCUUUGAUUAGUGCAACGGAACUCUCAUCAUCAUCAUCAUCAUCAUCACCAGCACCACCAGCACCACCAUCCUUGCCACCAUCAUUAUCAUCAUCAUCUUAUGUAAAGAAUGCGGUAGACGAAAAGCAGCAACAUGUCAGUCGGGUUUUGCUUGAUCUGCCUCAUUCUGUGAGGAAUGGGGUGGUGGAUCGUCAGUCAGCAUGGAGGACUUUGACUUCGCAGCAGCAGCGCAGAGCCACCAAGCAGAGCAAAAUGAAUGAUGUGGAUGUGGAGGUGGAGGUGGAGGUGGAUGUGCUGCAAGGACAUGGUGGAAGGAAGCGGUUUUCGGAGAAGACAAGGAAAAUAAUUGAUUGGUUGAUAAAGCGACCGCCUUGCAGCGUUCUGAACAUGUCAGAGGCUGCUGCGAGAUCGGGAGGCGACCCGGAGUCCAUCCGGAGAUUCCUUUCGCCUGUUGCUGAGCAGGUCCCUGACAUCGAGGGGGCUUUCGCUGCCAAGUGCCAAUUGUGCCAACGGCCAACAGGGCAGCGAUUUGCAGACAGAGAAGCCAACCAAUACUUUGCAAUGUUAUUUGAAGUCAUUAAGGACAGAGCCCCUGUGUUGGGCAUCUCCAUUGCGCUGAGUCGAUUUGACCUGUUUCAUGGGCACAUCUUCACUGCAUUUGGGACUGGACAGUUAGGCAUCCUUUUCCAUGCGCGCGAGUACCCAGCUGAGGACGAUAUUACCUUUCCGUACAAUCUUGGGUUUUGCCAGCGUGGCUCGCCCAUCAGGUACGACUCGGCUAUGGAUUUCCGUAACUUACUGUGGCUGGCACCGCUUGUGCAGCUCUUGCCUACCGAGGCCCCGGAGAAAAGAAUCCCCCGUGUCCUAUCCUCUGGAAUGCUCUGCGCGGUGGAUGUUUCGCCUGAGACGGUCUGCUACGAGGAGCUGGUGGAUGAAUGGUUGAAGCUCGUACGGACUGUGUACGAAGGGGAUUUUGGGAAUGUUGUCGCAGACAUCAACUAUUUUGGGUCUCUGACGGACAGACCUCCGGAAAAUAGACUUUUUGUUUGCUAGUCCAGUAAGGCAAGCUGGUGAGUGCACACUCAAACCAGUGCACAACUCCCGAGAGAACUAACCUGACCUAAUCUAACCUAACCUCACCUCACCUAACCUAACCUAACCUAACCUAACCUAAGUUAACCUGACCUGACCUAACCUAACCUAAUCUGUCCUAACCUAACCUAUCCUCCACAGAACGCAUGCUCGAUUGCCUGUUUAUCUCAGUUGAAAAAGUGGUCUCUGCUGGUCAGGGAGACUCAAUCAGUGCACAACUACGGAGAGAAUUGACCUGACCUAACCUAACCUAACCUAACCUGACCUGACCUGACCUGACCUUAACCUAAUCCUUAACCUAACCUAACCUAUCCUCCACAGAAUGCAUUCUCGAUUUCCCUGUUUAUCCCAGUUGAAAAAGUGGUCUCUGAUGGUCAGGUAGACUCAAUCAGUGCACAACUACGGAGCGAAUUGACCUAACCUAACCUAACCUAACCUAACCUAACCUAACCUAACCUAACCUAACCUAAACUAACCUAACCUGACCUGGCCUGACCUAAUCUAAUCUAACCUAACCUGACCUGACCUAACCUAACCUAACCUGACCUAACCUGACGUGACCUGACCUAACCUGGCCUAACCUGACCUGACCUAACUUAUCCUCCACAGAAUGCAUGCUCGAUUGCCUUUUUAUCUAUCUAUCUAUUUUACCUGGCCAGGAAUUGCUGUAGCUGUGUGUGUAGUAGUCAGUGCUUAAUUGCUUGUCAAGCGUUCUCUAACUGACGGACAGAUAAGUUGUUCAGAAAGUUAUCUACUGGGCAGCCUUGUGUUGUAGAUUCUUCGCCUUUCUCUUCCAGAGUUUUGGAAGAUUUCCCUGUUUAUGUCUUCGCUUCAGUAUUACAACUGAUUUAAGUAUAGUUGUGAGCGAUGAAAAAACUAUCGACUGUUCUAGAAUGCGAUGACUCAUCUGCUAAAUGCAGAGUUCACUUCAGUCUACCUCCUCAUGGAUGAAUUGCUACCUCACAAGUCUGUAGACCACUGAUGCUGACUGACUCUUUGCUCUACUAAAUGAACACAAUGUAGCCAG